CCUAGUAGCUGUAGACUAGUAGUUGAAGAAGAAGCGCAGCGAAACUCGGGCGAGAAUCAGAGCAUCAGACUCCCCGCGGACAUGGCUACUAUUUCCAAGCUCUCCAAUCCAGGCCUUGCCGCUUCAUCCUCUUUCACUUCCAGGAGAUCAUCGCCUGCUCCCAAAUGUUUCGUCGAUAUCCGCAACAAAUCCUCCUUCGACGCCCGAAUUUCCUCUUCUAAGUUGUUGGCCUUCGCCAAGCCUUCUCUCAACGGCUCCCUCGUUGUUAGAUGCUCCCAAGGUGGAGGAAAUGGAAGCCCAAUCAAGAGAACAAGUCUUCAUGAUCUGUACGAGAAGCAAGGGCAAAGCCCAUGGUAUGAUAACCUGUGUCGCCCUGUUACGGAUCUAAUUCCAUUGAUUGAGAGCGGUGUUAGAGGCGUUACCAGCAAUCCUGCGAUUUUCCAGAAAGCUAUAUCUACUUCAAAUGCCUAUAAUGAUCAAUUCAAGGAACUUGUACAAGCUGGGAAAGACAUUGAAAGUUUGUAUUGGGAACUUGUGGUAAAGGACAUCCAAGAUGCAUGCAAACUCUUUGAGCCAAUUUAUGAUGAAACAGAAGCAGCCGAUGGCUAUGUUUCCGUUGAAGUGUCACCUAGACUUGCUGAUGAUACUGAAGGAACUAUUGAGGCUGCAAAGUGGCUUCAUAAGAAGGUUGACCGACGUAAUGUGUACAUAAAAAUUCCUGCUACAGCCCCAUGCAUCCCUUCCAUCAAGGAAGUCAUUGCCAAUGGAAUUAGCGUCAAUGUAACGCUCAUAUUCUCUAUCGAAAGAUACGAAGCAGUAAUUGAUGCUUACCUGGAUGGUCUUGAAGCUUCUGGGCUUAAUGACCUCUCCAAAGUUACAAGUGUGGCUUCCUUUUUCGUUAGUCGCGUAGACACACUCGUUGAUAAGUUGCUUGAGAAAAUUGGAACUCCAGAGGCUCUUGAUCUUCGUGGGAAGGCUGCAAAUGCUCAAGCAGCUCUGGCUUUCCAGUUGUAUCAGAAGAAAUUUUCUGGUCCAAGAUGGGAGGCUCUGGUGAAGAAGGGUGCGAAGAAGCAGAGGCUUCUGUGGGCAUCAACCAGUGUUAAGAAUCCAGCUUAUCCAGACACUCUGUAUGUGGAUCCUCUGAUUGGACCAGACACGGUUUCAACCAUGCCUGAUCAAGCCCUCCUAGCAUUUAUCGAUCACGGUUCCGUUGCAAGGACAAUCGACGCUAAUGUCUCCGAAGCAGAAGGUAUAUACAAUGCCCUCGAUAAGUUGGGCGUUGACUGGAAGCAAGUCGGCACUCAACUUGAAGUUGAAGGGGUGGACUCUUUCAAGAAGAGCUUCGAUAGCUUGCUCGACAGUCUGCAGGAGAAGGCAAACUCCAUCAAGCUAGUUUCCCUGUAAAACAUAUGAAUUCCAUUUUGCCCAGCAGAGGACUUAGAGCUUAGUUGUGGAAGAAAUAAAUAAGGCAAUUCUGCCUGGAUUUGAGAAAUACUGAAGAGCUUUUAAUGUAUAAAAUAACAUGGUGUUUGUGCUUAAGAAUUUAUCACUGCUCUGGUCCUAUGUCCAUUUCAUUUGUGUUUUAAAAUUUUUAAUCUUUUGGGUAAGAAAA
This is a messenger RNA of Ipomoea triloba (trilobed morning glory), 1612 nucleotides long. RefSeq names its product transaldolase. The coding region runs from base 82 to 1404 and encodes 440 amino acids. Gene Ontology annotation, cellular component: cytoplasm; intracellular anatomical structure. Lineage: Eukaryota; Viridiplantae; Streptophyta; Magnoliopsida; Solanales; Convolvulaceae. The transcript has 7 exons. Gene Ontology annotation, molecular function: transaldolase activity. The record is from RefSeq and is a predicted model, not a curated record. Gene Ontology annotation, biological process: pentose-phosphate shunt; carbohydrate metabolic process.